AUGCGUUUCUUGCGGACACACAACUGGACGACUAUCUUGUUAACGAGCAGCGCCGUAUCUCCCUUUGACUCCACCACGAGCGAGGGGAACGAUUCGGGGUGA
Fibroporia radiculosa is the source of this 102-nucleotide messenger RNA. RefSeq lists its product as uncharacterized. The record is from RefSeq and is a predicted model, not a curated record. The transcript has 2 exons. NCBI's taxonomy places the organism in Eukaryota, Fungi, Basidiomycota, Agaricomycetes, Polyporales, Fibroporiaceae. Bases 1 to 102 code for a protein of 33 amino acids.